This is a messenger RNA of Puntigrus tetrazona (Sumatra barb), 2087 nucleotides long. RefSeq names its product ladinin (gene lad1). NCBI's taxonomy places the organism in Eukaryota, Metazoa, Chordata, Actinopteri, Cypriniformes, Cyprinidae. Bases 113 to 1411 code for a protein of 432 amino acids. The transcript has 14 exons. Gene Ontology annotation, molecular function: structural molecule activity. The record is from RefSeq and is a predicted model, not a curated record.
UCUCGCGAAGGUGCGGGGUAAAGGUGGCACGCAGACACGGGGAAGCGCGAGACACGUUACACACCUCCACAGACCUCUCUCCAACAGACUUCACCACAGCUACACCAAAACCAUGUCUAUUAGCCGGAAAAACUGGUCGGCUUUGUCAACGCUGACUCGGCAGUGGACUGUGGAGGAUGAGGAAGAGGUGGAGAGAGAGAAGAGGAGGAAGACCAGGGAGUCUACAGCAGACACGGAUGAAAGUCCCUCUCAAGAGGCCGAACUACAAACCAGUAGCGGGUCAGCCGAUGCUGGAGACUCCGGUGGCGGUGCGGAGCAGCUGCAGAUGGACUUUGUGGAGAUGCUGCGAGUCCGUGAUGAACGGAGGAGGAUGAGGCACGUUGAAACCCUGAGGAAGAAUAAGGAGGAAGACGACGGAGGUAAAGAGGCCGGUCCGGAUGCGGAGCCCCACGUGGAGCUGCUGGGAGAACAGCAGGACGGGGAACGCUUCAAGAACAUCCAGAGCUGCGUGGAGAGCUUCCUGUCAGCAGAGCCUCCCGCCAGCUCCAGAGACUCGGAGACACGCCAGAAGCAUGAAAAUGGAGGCACGAACCAAGAUUCAACAUCAACAAACUCUCAACCCCCCUCGAAAGCAUCCAGAAAGUUUGUGAGCUCUCUCUCCAUCUCCUUUGAUAAGAGUCCCACAUCACCCUCAACAACCAGCAGACUGGUUUCUCCUCUGAGCCCCAGGUCUCCGCCCCCUCACGCCCCGGGGGCGGGGUCACCAGUCAGCCCCGCCCACUCCGUCUCUAUGAGCCCCACACCGAACGGAGACGCAGCGAGGCAUGAAAACGGGUCACCGAGCAAUUUCGGAGCAGCCGAGAAACCUGCGUUCACGCGGCAGAGCUCCAGAACGGUGUCCUUCAGGAUGAUGAAGAGGAAGGAGGAAGAAAACAUGCCGCUGCAGAGAAGUGCAAGUGUGCGGAUUGCAGCCAAGACUUUUGAAUCUAAUAAGGAGGAGCAGCAGAGCCCGUUUCAGAGAAACUCCCGCCAGAGGUUAUCAUCUCGCUCCAUUCAGGAGAAAAUGGAGCGACUGGCUCAAGCCUCACAGAAAUGGGAGAUAUCCAAAUCGGCCGUGGUGCACCAGAGCGUGUGUUUAGCGGACGAGGUGUCCAGGAAGAGGGAGCUGUUUGAGAAAGAGCAGGAGGGAUCCGACCGCAGCCAUGUCUUCUCCAAACAGGAAUUUCGCAGCUUUUCUGCGGGAAUCUCUGAUCGAAUUAAUCGCUGGGUUCAGAAGAAAACAUUAAACGUGUCGUCGUCAUCAUCCUCGUCAGCAUCUUCGUCCUCUCAUAGUCCUUUGGAUCUGAGACUUGUGAACAUCUCCAGUAAGAAAAGUGUGUUUGAAAGAGGACAAGACCAGGACCACAAGUGACACUCCAAGACAAACACAAAGUUUAAUGAGAUUGAUUUGAUCACGCUUCAGCUCGAUCGACUCUUUCAGACAGUCAGGGCCAAGGAUUGUCUCUAAACUCUUCUUCCUUCUGCUUCCUUCCGACGGCUAAUUCCUCAGCACUUUUAAGGCGUAGUACUUUAUUUGGGUAAAUCGAAGGCUUCUGUUAUUGGUUGUGGAUGCGUAUACUAAUGGACUGCGGGUCUUCACACACUAACUGAACAUCACGGGGUUUAUCUGACAGCAGGAACACCUCCUCUUCCUCACAGCUUGACGUUUGUGCCGUUGAUAAGUAAGUUAUUAGGAGAAAGAGGCAUAAUCUAUGACCGGAGCCAUAACUCAUAACGGUCCAAGGUACAACUGUAAUAUCAGCAAUGUGUGUUUGGAUGAACCUACAGGAAAUAAAGCUCAGUGACUGAUUUGUACUGAAGCUGGAACGGACCUGUGCUCUUGCUGCUGUUGUCUCAACUUGUCAUAAUGAGGAAACCUAAUCUAUGGAGAAAUGUGUCCCAUCAAGCCCUUUGAAAACUGACUUCAAUCCAUUCCAGUUCAACCAAGCUUGUGCUUCCUUUUUUUUUUUUGCUAACCGACCUGUCAUGUAAUUAUCUUUUCUGCCCAGAAGGGUUAUGCUGUAGAUUAAUAAAAAAAAAUUAUUUUU